This is a messenger RNA of Nomia melanderi (Alkali bee), 942 nucleotides long. It is a transcript of the gene Uev1A, whose product is annotated as Ubiquitin-conjugating enzyme variant 1A. NCBI's taxonomy places the organism in Eukaryota, Metazoa, Arthropoda, Insecta, Hymenoptera, Halictidae. The record is from RefSeq and is a predicted model, not a curated record.
AAACAACACUUUGAUAAAAAGUGAUAUAUCAAUAUCUGCAACUGUGUGUUUGUUUCAUAAACCUAAUAAAGGUGUAAAUAUCCUUCACUGUAUAGAGAUUGCAAAACUUAUCUAGAACUUUGUAAAAACAACGCUGGUAACUAUCGAGAUAUGAAACUUGUGAUGCAGUAAACCCGUCUAGAAAGUGAGUAGUCUGUGGAAACAGACAACCUCACGGAGGUUGGCUGAAUUUUCGCAAAGUGAAUUUCACUUGAACAUUAGAUAUUAUUUUCCUUGCCUUACCCUUGGGUGAUGAGAGAUUCGCGUUAUUGUUAAGUCGCGCAUCCUACAGUGAAACGGUUUACAGUACAUUAUUUGGUGUUACUCGCUAUUCUUUAGAAAAAUAUACAGCGCUUCACAAAAAUAAGAUAUCAUGGCGGUACCCACUACCGGUGUAGUUGUGCCUCGAAACUUUCGUUUAUUAGAGGAAUUAGAACAAGGUCAAAAGGGUGUAGGUGAUGGUACAAUCAGUUGGGGCUUGGAAAAUGAUGAUGACAUGACUCUUACACAUUGGACUGGAAUGAUAAUUGGACCACCUAGAACGCCAUAUGAGAAUAGGAUGUAUAGUUUGAAAAUUGAUUGUGGUCAAAGAUAUCCAGAUGAUGCCCCUAAUGUAAGAUUUUUAAGCAGGAUUAACAUGAAUUGUAUCAACAGUACUACUGGCGCUGUUGAUAAUCGCAGUGUACCAGUACUUGCAAAGUGGCAACGGGAAUACACAAUUAAGACAGUUCUGCAAGAACUUCGUCGUUUGAUGACACUGAAAGAAAAUAUGAAACUGUCUCAGCCUCCAGAGGGUAGCACCUUUUAGCCUAACCACAUGUAAACUCAACACCUCUUCCUUUCUGUGGUAGCAUGAGGCGAAAUUUGAUCAAGGUACCAAAUAAUAUUAAAUGGGUACCUAAU